Rhincodon typus (whale shark) is the source of this 2717-nucleotide messenger RNA. RefSeq names its product fidgetin-like 1 (gene fignl1). The record is from RefSeq and is a predicted model, not a curated record. The transcript has 2 exons. The coding region runs from base 145 to 2292 and encodes 715 amino acids. Gene Ontology annotation, molecular function: microtubule severing ATPase activity; ATP hydrolysis activity; ATP binding. Lineage: Eukaryota; Metazoa; Chordata; Chondrichthyes; Orectolobiformes; Rhincodontidae.
GUGGUUUGUAGGGGCUGGGGGUGGCUUUGUGCAUUUGGUCAGGUUUGAUAGAAGAGGGCACCCGUAAUGGCUGCAGAGUCAUGGUGAUAGGGGGUUGGCGGCUAGAGAAUCCUUCCUGUGGCUCUGCACCUGAGGUUCAGUAGAAUGCAGCCUGCUGAUGCGCUACACCUCAGCGAAUGGCAGAAACAUUAUUUCAAUAUCACUUCCAAUGAUUGCACACCUGGACAGAGGGCUGAUGCUUAUCGUGGACAAAUUUUACAGUUACAUUAUGCAUGGGUAAACUCUGAUAUCACCUGGGACUGUGCUGCCAGCUCAUUUAGGAGAUGCACUGAAAAAUAUGCAGCCAUUAUUGACUCGGACAAUGCAGAGAUCGGCCUGAAUAAUUAUGCUGACAGUGUUCUCGCUUUGUCAAGAUGCCAAAAGAAUGAAAGCAAUCAGUGGCAGUCAUCUUUGACUGAAAACAGUAUUUUCAAAUUAAAAAGUGUGCAGGAGAUGUUUAAAUCUGGCAAAAUAGCUCGGGACUUGUUGGUAUCCGCGUCCGAUGCUUCAAUAGUAGUCGGUAAAACCAAUCAUGUGGCCAAUUUAGACUGUCAUAAAAUAGAAACUACAUCACACAGUGAUACAAAAGAAUCAGUUCCUAAAACUAAAAGUUUAAUUUUGUCCCCUGACGUACCUUCAAGAAAUGUUAACGAAGACAAUACUUCAGACAAGUACUCCACAGUUGGUGCCUUUACAUGUACAAAAAUGGUGCAAGAUCUCUCAGCUGCUCAGCCAGUGGCUGAUGGCGCUAGUGUCUUAAAGUCUAUGGGUACAUUUUCAUCAGCAACUUCUAAAAACCUCCAUGGUGACCCUUUAUUUGGAUCGAGCAAAGAGGCAUAUUGUACUGUACCUCAAAUAGGAACUAUAUCUGGCCAGUGUAUGCCUGUUAAUAGCAAUUUGGCCCUUGAUGUGCCAGGUAGCACAUCUAAGAGAAAGUCUUCCCAGAUAUCCAGAGAUUGUGAUUCGUAUACCGACAUGACAUAUGGCCAUUUUCAAAACCGAAACUGGACUAAUUAUAAGCAAAAGAAUUUCGAUAAUGUGACUAGAAAUACGAGAUCUGAUGGUAGUUCUGCUGCUGAUGAAGGUUUCAUGACUAGUUUUAAAACCGCAAAGGAGCAACUACAUGUAGUUCAACAGAAAAAGUUUGGAAAUCCAUCUCAAUCUCAGCGACUACCAGUAUCAACGUUGUAUAAUAGUUCAAAGAAGUCUUUGGGCACAGUCAGGUCACGUGGCUUAUUUGGUAAAUUUGUUUCUCCAGUAUCAAAACAAGAUAAUGGAGAUGAAAAUAGUGGACUGUCUUCAGUGCCUCAAGAGAACAAUUCUUCUGAAGCCUCCCUACCUGUGGAUGAGCGUUUGAAGAACCUUGAGCCAAAAAUGAUUCAACUUAUUAUGAGUGAGAUCAUGGACCAUGGCCCCCCAGUGAACUGGGAUGAUAUAGCUGGGCUGGAGUUUGCUAAAACAACAAUUAAGGAGAUAGUGGUUUGGCCAAUGCUGAGACCAGAUAUUUUUACUGGUCUCCGUGGUCCACCCAAAGGAAUUCUUUUAUUUGGCCCACCUGGAACAGGUAAAACUCUAAUUGGUAAGUGCAUCGCAUGCCAGUCAGGGGCAACUUUCUUCAGCAUCAGUGCUUCAUCACUAACUUCCAAGUGGGUUGGAGAAGGUGAAAAAAUGGUACGUGCGAUGUUUGCUGUAGCACGCUGCCACCAGCCUGCAGUCAUCUUCAUUGAUGAAAUUGAUUCUCUUUUGUCUCAAAGAGUUGACGGUGAACAUGAUUCUUCGAGAAGAAUAAAAACGGAGUUCUUAGUGCAGUUAGAUGGUGCGGCUACUUCAGCAGAUGAUCGUAUUCUUGUGGUGGGAGCCACAAACCGACCCCAAGAAAUAGAUGAGGCAGCUCGUCGCCGCCUGGUCAAAAGACUGUACAUCCCUUUGCCAGAAAUAUCUGCAAGGAGGCAAAUAGUAAUGAAGUUGAUGUCUCAUGAAAACUGUUCACUGAGUCCAGAGGAAUUGGAGUUGAUCAUUGAACAAUCUGAAGGAUAUUCAGGGGCUGACAUGACUCAGCUUUGUCGUGAGGCAGCCUUGGGGCCAAUCCGCAGCAUUCAGAUAGCAGACAUUUCCACUAUCACACCGGACCAAGUACGGCCUAUUGCAUUUAUAGACUUUAAAAAUGCAUUGGUAAAUGUGCGGCCAAGUGUGUCUCUGAAAGACCUUGAACUGUAUGAGGAAUGGAAUAAAACAUUUGGUUGUGGCAGAUGACUAUGGAAAAUUUACAUAGAAAUUUAAGAGCACACAGGUUGACAUCUUUCAGAAUUUUAUAAAGUUACUUUUGUGAUGUUGGAUGUUUAUUCUCUGAAGCAAAUAUAGUAAAGAUAUCUUUUAUGGCAAUGCUUUCAGGAAAGUAAUUAUAUUUAAAUCAGUUUAAAUUGCUUUGUUCUGUUUGACAGCACAUUGUCAUAAUUCAGGCUGCAGAAACCUUCGCUACCUCUGUCAAACAAUAUCAUAUAAACUAGUCCCCUAUUUAUGUUUAAUUUUGAACUUUAUGACUGGGUUUACUAGUUGGUGAUUUUUUUUGUUAAGUAAUGGCGUCGAUGUAAUUGUUCAUCUGCUACCUGCUGUUUUGUCUUUGUCUUCAAUCUAACAUUAAUGAACAAUGUACGCAAAUCCAUAAUUUGCCAUCCAGA